CCCCAGGAGAUGGACAGAGUCACCAGGCACCUGGUCUUCCAGCUCCCGCAGACCUCGCACAAGCAGGACUACAGCGAUGCCCACCAAGCUGGCUCGUUUGCAGAGCGAAGGGCCGACAGCGACGAUGACGUGUUUGGCUCCGUCCAACACAGCAGCCAGAGGGUGGAAAAUGGCUACGGCUGGAAAACGAGGUCGAAGUCGCCCUCAUAUUUCCUGGAGGGUGGGAAAGAUGUCUGGACCCCGUCCCCAGAUAGGGAGUCCAAGCUGGAGGUGGUGAGGUCGGGAAGCCUGUACGACCUCAGGGCUUACAGAGGCGAGAGGAAACCCUCGAAGCUUUACGAUGAUGAUGAGCUGGAGGAGUUCAGGGUCCCUCCACCAAACAUCUCACCUGAGAAAGCCAGGGAGCUGGAGGAUGAGAGGAGGGAGAUCAUCCGGAGCCAGGUGAUGAGGAAGAGCUCUACCACGGCCGAGAGGUGGAGCUCCAUGGAUGAGCUGAGCUCCAUAAACACUGGCACAAGCAGCCAGGGUGAGGGCAGGCACAUGGGCAGCUUCACCACCAGCUUUGCCAUGAGCUUUGACAAGCCUUCCUUGGGGAGGGCAGCGACGCCUGUUGACCCUGAAAAUAUCGACACGGAGCAGAUCAACUUCUCUGCUGCUCGGCAGCAGUUCCUGAUGCUGGAGAAGACCAACCCGGGCUCUUUUUUUAGCCCAGGGCAACAAGCCAUGUCUCCAAAGCCAGAGUCAAUGACCAAAGUCUCCAGGCAAGAGUGGCACAGUCCUGAGGUGGCUACAAGGGGUGUGAGAGGUUACGGUAAUGAUGGUGCAUCCGGCCAGGACAAGACGGACAAGACCAUUUAUCAGGUUUAUAGUGUGUCCUACAAGACACCUCUGAAGGACGAGGCUUAUACUCCCAGAAGGGCUGACACUGACAGGUCAUAUCCCACUGGGAAAAUGUCUGGCUUGACUAAAACAUCAUCCAGAGAGGACCUGGACUCCGGCUUGGGUGAGAUGUAUAAUGAAGCCAAUGCAGGCUACGCCAGCGACGGCAGCACAUCCAACGAGGUCAUCGACGGCCUUGUGGAUCUGAGGGCUGGGAGCAACGGCCUGGAGAAGGAGAGGAAGAUCAGCAACGAGACGCCCAUCGAGCGGGAGAUCCGCAUGGCGAUGGAGAGGGAGGAGAACCUCUGGAAGGAGAGGGGGAUCCAGCGGCUGACUUCCAGCAGCGAGCUGGUGGAGAUCCAGACCAAGCCUCUCCUCUCCAUGCACACCUCUCCUGGCCCAGGCAGGAAAGGGAAGGACAAAGGCCGUGCUUCUCUUUAUGUCCAGAGGGAAAUCGAGCAGGAAACCAAGCGUGAGGAAGAUCUGAAGAGGCAGGGGAGGCUGCUGGGGACGUAUGACAGGGGGACGCAGCAGGAGCUGGACGAGCGCAGGAGAGUGUUUGAGCAGGAGGAAGCCCCUGUGCAGAAGCCCACCCCCACGAGGAAGGCAGACGAGCGGAGGAGCUGGGUUAAUGAGUUUGUGGUGGAGCAGCCCAUGAGCCCCGGCCCCACAGACAACACCAGGGGUGGGAAAAGUCUUCCCAGCUACACAACGAGCAUCACACACUUCCAGCUGUCCCAGCCGCGCUUCACCGCCAGCGGGAAGAGCCAGGACCAGCCCCUCGUGUCCCAGCGCAUUUCCGCCAGCUCCAGCAAACAGGGGAGUGAGGAUUCCUGGGGAGGAAGGCUUCCCAGCUCCACCCCGAGCCCCGCCAGCACCGUUGUGCCCAGAGAGUACUUCUCCUUCUCCUUCUGGAAGCCCAAGGUCUCCUUUGUGGACGCCAUGGGGACGCAGACUCCGCUGCGGAGGGAGGACGGCCGGGAGGAGCAGUACAAGCUGAGGACCUGGAAGCCCCAGACAUCGGCGCUGAUCGAGGAGGAGAUCAGGAGCGACUUGCAGAGGGAAGAGGAGCUGCAGGAGCAGCGGCGGCGGCGGCAGCUGGUAGAUGGCCCCUCCCUGGUCGGCAGCGAUGACUUUCCCCAGGAGGGCUCCCGCUCACGGCACAGCUCAGCUGCCUCAGGUGUCAGCGGCAGCUACUCAGUGUCCGGGUCUCCAGUCUCCACUCCUACCUCACACCCGGUGGGGAUCCUGGGGCUGAUAUCGUCCUUCACCCCGCUGAGACUGACCAGUCCCGCCCAGGGCAGCGCGGAGACCCUCACCCCCGACUCGGCGCGUUCCAGCCCCUUCGAGGAGCGGAGGAGGAGGGUGAAGGAGGAUGGAAAGUACGCAGGCAUUGAACCCGUGGACAGGAUCAACACCGAGGUCGUGGAAAGCACCCGAGUGAUUCGUCACAAGAGCGUCAUGGCCCAGCGCUGGGAGGCAGGGCAGUACGUCAGGGACGAGGACUGA
Molecule: messenger RNA, 2388 nt
Organism: Antrostomus carolinensis (chuck-will's-widow)
Lineage: Eukaryota; Metazoa; Chordata; Aves; Caprimulgiformes; Caprimulgidae
Gene: MISP
Product: mitotic spindle positioning
Exons: 4
Coding region: 10-2388 (792 amino acids)
Source: RefSeq, a predicted model, not a curated record